This is a messenger RNA of Triticum urartu, 1527 nucleotides long. Its product is annotated as short-chain dehydrogenase/reductase 1. Gene Ontology annotation, cellular component: membrane. NCBI's taxonomy places the organism in Eukaryota, Viridiplantae, Streptophyta, Magnoliopsida, Poales, Poaceae. The record is from RefSeq and is a predicted model, not a curated record.
CUAGCUCGUCCAUGUUCUUGCAGCCUCCGACAUUGACCGAGUAUGAGUUGAGCAGCUCCUGUCUCAGCAUGGCCCAGCGAUAAAAAUAGUGGAGAAAGUAAGCAAGAUCGGCCAUCUUUUCCAAGCGCAGAGGCAAAGUUGUGCACGAGGAGGGCGUGCGGCAUCGACCAACUGCAGCGCAGCGGCGCCGGCGCAUCUUCUCUCCCCACGCCGUCCCGGAGUCCUCCGUCCGUGGCAGAUCAAAAGCCAUAAUGCAAGUUCCUUCUACUGUAGUACUCAUAAGUCAUAAGCAAAACCUACAGGACUAGAAGAAGCCACAAUGGAAGGAAGCAUCAACGGCCCAUCAAAGAAAAGGGUCGCCGUGGUGACCGGAGGGAACCGGGGGAUGGGGCUGGAGAUAUGCCGGCAGCUUGCGGCGCACGGGCUCACCGUCGUCUUGACGGCGAGGGACGAGAAGAGGGGCGCAGAGGCAGCCGAAAAGCUCCGGGAGGAGGGGCUACCGGAUGUCGUGUUUCAUCAGUUGGAGAUCAGCGAGCCCACCAGUGCCGCUCGUCUGGCUGCUUUCAUAAAGGACAAGUUCGGCAAGCUUGACAUAUUGGUCAACAAUGCCGGAGUGCUCGGGGUGACCACUGACGUCGGCGACCCGGCAACCCUCCAGGAGACGCUUGCAGGCAUGGAUGGGAUGGAGAGAGCCGAAUGGCUGAGGCAGCGGACGACGCAGACCACCCAGGAUGCAGAGGACUGCCUGAGGAUCAACUACCACGGCAGCAAGACCGUCACGGAAGCCCUCCUCCCGCUCCUCCGGUCAUCCUCCGACGGCAGAAUCGUCAACGUAACCUCUGCCUGGGGCUUGCUCAGGUAUUUCAGCGGCGACGAGCUCCGGCGGGAGCUGGACGACGUCGACAACCUCACGGUGCAGCGGCUCGACGAGAUGUCAGCCCUGUUCCUCGAGGACCUGGGCAAGGGCAAUGGCGCGCUGGAGCGCCGCGGGUGGCCGGCUGAUCCGGUGUACGCGGCCUACAUGGCGUCCAAGGCGCUGGUGUGCGCCUACACCAGGGUCCUCGCCAGAGAGGAGGGCACCGCGCUGCGGGUCAACUGCGUGCACCCCGGCUACGUCCUCACCGGGAUGAACGACUACACCGGCGUCCUCACGGCCGCGGAGGGCGCCGCCGCCGCGGUCGCUGUGGCGCUGGCGGAGAAGGGGGGCGUCACCGGCGCCUACUUCGACCGCACUGAACUGGGAGCGUCCUUCGUGUGAUUUCUCCGUGGAGCAGUUGUUAGCUGGAUGUCCUUUUCAAUAAAGUGCGAUCUACUUAAUAUUACUUGAUCUUUGCAAUAACACAAUGUCAUGAGUUGGUCCAGAUAUCUAGAAUUAUGUUUUGUUCAUUUUCUCUCUCUCAGAACUACUCCCUCUGUUCACUAUUAUAACAUAUUUAACUUUUAGUCUGUUUGUUCACUCAUUUCAUUCUGUAUGUAAUCUAUAUUAAAAUAUCCAAAACAUUUAUGAUAGUGAAUGGAGGGAGUACA